GAGUAGGGAACCAGGGGGUGGUACGCUGUCAUCUGAAUUAGUUCUUUGCUUUACUCCAAGCGAAAAUCUCUGCACAGUUUUGUUUUGUUUCGCGUAUCGCAGUGAUAUUUUUGUGUUUUUUUCGUGUGACCCGACCCAGCCAUUAUGAACUAGCAUUAAAUCAGCUGUAUCUUGAAAUCACUGACAACUAGAUCUGCUAAUCAAAUAGCAUUGACAGCUAAAAGGGAGGAACUUACUUUAAAUGCUGAAGUAAUUCCAAAUAUGUUUCUUAACGAUCUUCUUUGUUAUUGUAUUGAGAAAUACGCCUGACUUUGUUGCAUUUCAAAGUCAAUCAUCUUGCAAGAACAGAGCAGCGAAUACAAAACUUGUGAAUACAAUUUGAGAAAAGACACAAUUCAUGUCUUAAAGUGUCUGUCACGCGAAACAACAUCUGUAAAAACAUCUCUCUGUGCCGUCUGGAACAUUUAAUAAAAUUCCGUUCAACCAUUGACAACUUAUCGAUUGUGUUUUGUUUCAUUGCUCGCUAGUUGGAUUUGGCUCACAGUCCAGUUUUUUAAAAGGCCAUUCUCGUCUCACGUGUACAAGAUGACGCAAUACAAGCCAGUGCUCCGUCAGUGUAAUAAAAGACAUCUACAUAUUCUGUCAAUGUGACGCAAUGCUGUUGGGUGUAUAGGAUUACAGAGCUUCAGAAAGAGUUACAUCAGAUGUUUACACUGUAUCCUGUUAAAGAGGGCCAGACCUAACAAUUGUGUGCAAAUCUGAGCUACGAUACUUAACCUUAGUGAGCCUUCAUACUGAACCCUCGUGAAUCUCUAUUCUAAAUCCACGUGAGGUUUUAUUCUAAACCCUUGUGAGGCACAAUACUUGGACAACCAGGGCACGCUAUAUGAAAAUACUGCUAAGAAUUCUUCACUAGAAAACAAUGUCUCAUUUAAGCCCGUCUGUAACAGACUUGACCGCAAUGGAUGAAUGACUUCACUCGCUGCAAAAUUGUAGUGGAAAUAGUCUUGAGUACGUCAGCAUUUCUUGUAUUUCUCAGGACGUCAAAGUUUGUCUCCUUAUUCAAGUUGCUGAUUCUCCAAGUCCUAAAGAAAGAACAUCUGGAAAACAACAUUUCUUGUAUUUCUCAAGCUGUGGAUCUUUUCUCUCUUUUUCAUUGCUGCUGAGACAUCCUCGUGAGAGUAAAUAGAAAGAUCAAAAUGUGAAACUCAAGGAGAAAAUGAAAUUUGUGAUUUCAGGUAAUAUUCUAUAAGUUAAUUUUAUCCUAAAAUAUGAAUUAUGAUUUGACAUAAGAGAACAUCAAGAAAGUUACAAAUGGAGAGUUCAAUCAAGGGCUCGCCUGUUAACAACACUGUCCUGGACAUGACAACUCUCCCACUCUGUAAUCUGAUUCACCUCAGCUCCAACCUUUCCAUCAAUGAAACUUUGCACGAGAUGUCCACACCUCAGAAUCUGAAUGAAACUUCCAGACAAGUGUCCGUUUAUCUCCAAGUCUUACCUUACGUAGUGACAGUUUUGUACAUUCUGAUCUGCAUCCUCGGACUUCUAGGCAAUGGACUGGUCAUCUACGUGGUCCUUGUGUUUGCUAAAAUGAAAACAGUCACCAAUAUGUAUAUACUUAACCUCGCACUAUCGGACAUCCUCUUUCUAACUAUGUUGCCCAUUCUAGCCGUCACUGGCAUCAUCAAGCACUGGGUCUUUGGCUUCGCUAUGUGCAAGAUUUACUUUGUCAUUUAUUCCAUCAACUUGUUCGGCGGUGCCUUCACAUUGUGCGUCAUGAGUGCUGACCGCUUCAUAGCAGUGUGCCACCCAAUCAGGGCGCUGAGAUAUAGAACGCCGAGGAUCGCGCUGUUCCUUUGCCUCUGCAUCUGGUCUUUAUCGUUCCUGGUAAUGAUGCCGACAAUACUCUACAGCCAAACGAUAGAACACCGCAACCUUAAAGGGAAGUACACUUGCAUCAUACACUGGCCAGAGAACCAAGCGAUGUCACCUGACAAAGCUUUCAUCUGGUACUCCUUCAUCUUGGGGUUCGCAAUCCCAGUGUCCCUCAUCUCAGUUUUCUAUUUUUUGGUAAUCCUUCGGCUGCGACAAAUCGGAGCGGCGAAAAAGUCGAAGGAGAAGCGAAAAUCUCAUCGCCGAGUGACGCGGCUGGUCUUGACUGUCAUUGCAAUCUACGUAGUCUGCUGGUUGCCCUAUUGGACAUUUCAGGUGUUCAUCGUUUUCAAAGACGUUAAAGACAGUGGCGAGAGCAUGAUUCUGCUUCUAAAUGGGUUCACAGUCCUCUCCUAUGCCAACAGUAUGCUGAACCCACUGCUCUACGCCUUCCUCAGUGACAAUUUCCGUAAAAGUUUCGUGAAAGCGUUUAAGUGUGUCUCCAGUUUGGAAGCCAAGACUUCGGUCUGCAAUGAGAACAGCGUGUUCCCUAAAAGCAGUCAGGCGUACACCAGGAGCGGCACCACUGUGGAGGAAAGGAUGGAGCUGUCUUGCAUGGAAGCAUGUUCGGGUUCGUCACCUCAUCAGGAACAGACCACUGUACGGCUUCUGCAGGAUGAGCAAGGCUUCCUGAAGCCUCCUGUUCAAUUUAAGGAGGUACAUGGAAACAGAAUGGAAACUACUAAAAAAGGCUAUAUUGACAACAUUGUUCUGGACAUGACAACUCUCCCACUCUGUAAUCUGAUUCACCUCAGCUCCAACCUUUCCAUCAAUGAAACUUUGCACGAGAUGUCCACACCUCAGAAUCUGAAUGAAACUUCCAGACAAGUGUCCGUCUAUCUCCAGGUCUUACCUUACGUAGUGACAGUUUUGUACAUUCUGAUCUGCAUCCUCGGACUUCUAGGCAAUGGACUGGUCAUCUACGUGGUCCUGAUGUUUGCGAAAAUGAAAACAGUCGCCAACAUGUACAUUCUGAAUCUGGCCCUCUCUGAUAUACUUUUUCUUGCCAUGUUGCCAACUCUCGCCGUCACUGGCAUCAUCAAGCACUGGGUCUUUGGCUUCGCUAUGUGCAAGAUUUACUUUGUCAUUUAUUCCAUCAACUUGUUCGGCGGUGCCUUCACAUUGUGCGUCAUGAGUGCUGACCGCUUCAUAGCAGUGUGCCACCCAAUCAGGGCGCUGAGAUAUAGAACGCCGAGGAUCGCGCUGUUCCUUUGCCUCUGCAUCUGGUCUUUAUCGUUCCUGGUAAUGAUGCCCACAAUACUCUACAGCGGCACGCACGAACAUCGCUUUCUAAAAGGGAAGUACACUUGUGCUCUUACCUGGCCAGCGAACCAAGCCAUCGCUUCAGACAAAGCCUUCGUCUGGUAUUCGUUCAUCUUGGGUUUUGCUCUUCCGGUCGCCCUGAUUUUUGUUUUCUACUUUCUUGUCAUCCUUCGCUUGCGACAAAUUGGCGCUGCAAAAAAGUCGAAAGAGAAGCGAAAAUCGCAUCGCCGAGUGACGCGGCUGGUCUUGACUGUCAUUGCGGUGUACGUGGUUUGUUGGCUACCUUACUGGACCUUCCAGGUGUUCAUCGUUUUUAAAGACAUAAAAAAUAGCAGCGAAAGCAUGAUUCUCUUGCUGAGUGGGUUCACAGUCCUCUCCUAUGCCAACAGUAUGUUAAACCCACUGCUCUACGCCUAUGUCAGUGACAAUUUCCGCAAGAGUUUCGUCAAGGCGUUUCAAUGCGCUUCUUCUAUUGAGGCCAAGAGGUCAGAGUGUAAUGAGAAUAGUACGCUUCGCAAAGUUAGUCAGACAAACACCAGAAGCGGCACCACAGUGGAGGAGAGGAUAGAGCUGUCCUGUAUUGACUCGACGUCGUCGCCUCUUCAAGAGCAUAACCUGGUCAGACAAGAAGAACAGGGUCUGCUGAACUCUUCUAACCAAGAGUCCUGAAAACAACAAAAAAACAACAAACAAUCCAGUUUGAUUGUGCUGCUGCAUUCAAAGCUUAGGCUGCUUUCCAUAGCUGUAGUGUCCGUGGUCUUCUAGCAACUCUUCAUUUGUCAACAAGUGUUACAAUAUUCUAUAUUAAAGUUGACUAUCAUUAUCAAUUUGAAAUGAGGAAAGAUGCAUAAUGUUCUUAUUCUAUGUUCAUAUAUUGUUUUUAUAAUAUGAUCUAAUUAUAUCUUAGCACUGUCAACUGAUUUUUUUUUACCUGUAAUCAAUUUCCACUUUUCUUUUUGUAUUUGUGUUUUUGUCGUUGCUUUGAUUCUAGUUUUUACUUUGUUUGUGGAUCUAGUUUCAUUUCCUUACUUUACAUCUGCCAUCUCCUGUUAGCCAAUUAUAAAGCCCGGAUUCGUUAUAUUGUGCCUCUACUGCUCCGUAUUCAGAAGUUAUAGCCAAGUUAUGAUUGAUAUUUUAUACAUUUAAAUACUGCACUAGUAUAGCGUAGUUCUUUUUUUUUAGAAAUAUUUAUUAAAAGAUUAAUGUGACAAUGUUGUAGAAUAUUAGUAAUAUAUGAAGCAUGUAUUCAGUACUUUGGUCGGAUCCAUUGAGACCAAGAACGGCUCCAGAACUUUUGAUGGAAAUGAAAAAAAAAAAAAGAGGGGGGCUUCGAAUUUUUUUUUGGGUGGAGAGGGUUAGGAGGUGGGAACAAAGAGCAGAAACACCGGUCCCUCCCAUGUUUUCAUUCACAAACCUAAGAGUAUGAAGAGGAUGUGCCAGAAGGUGUGUGUGGGGGGGUAGUUAGUCGUUUCUUUGAAUUGUAGACCAGACUCGACACUGUUCUAAUGGGACCAGGGCUAAAAAUGACCGGGCAUAGUUGCCUGGUGGUUUGGUAUGCGCUUAGGGCUGUCCUGAGAUUGUCUUUAGUACGAAUCCUGGUUGCUUCUUUUCCCCCCGUCCCGUUCUGCAGGACGUUAGGACUAGGGCGUAAUAACCUUCAUUCAUAAAACAACACCCAAAAGAAACAGACACUUUUUCUAUUAUGAUUAUGAAUGAACCAGAUUUUUGUUAAUGCACUGGCCUAUGAAAUAAUUUAAUUCGAGUUUUAAACUUGAUCAAAUGGCCACACUGUCCAAGCUUUAAGUAUGUAACACUAUGUCUCUGAAUAAGUUUUCACGAGAAGUCUCUCAUGUAGUGGAUAAUGGGGUAAUUAACUCGAAACAGAGAAGUAUACAUUUAUCGCUUUACAAAAUAGUUGUCAACAUAAUUGAAAAAUAUUAAGAGUUAAUUAGAGGCAUGGUACGGGCUGUUAGUAGAGUCUGACAAGCUCUGGAUUAACACAUAAAACUUAUUGUAAUUUUUUUUAAAUGAACGUCUGUAAUUUCUAAGAUAAGAUAUUUACACAUUUCAAUUUCCCCGCACGCAAUAGCAGAGGAGGCUCAGGAAGAAGGGUGGAUGAAGAGGGGCAAUAGCCAUGCCUUUAACAUUCAAGUUAAAAAAAAAAAUGAGUUAAAUGAUUUUUUUUUCUUCGAUUAAAAAGUUUUGUAAGCCUAAAGAAAUUCUUUUUGAAUCAUAUUACUUUGGAACCCCUCACUUUAACAAU
Molecule: messenger RNA, 5458 nt
Organism: Biomphalaria glabrata
Lineage: Eukaryota; Metazoa; Mollusca; Gastropoda; Planorbidae
Exons: 3
Coding region: 1315-3864 (849 amino acids)
Biological process (GO): G protein-coupled receptor signaling pathway
Cellular component (GO): neuron projection; membrane
Molecular function (GO): peptide binding; somatostatin receptor activity
Source: RefSeq, a predicted model, not a curated record